Molecule: messenger RNA, 228 nt
Organism: Gongylonema pulchrum
Lineage: Eukaryota; Metazoa; Nematoda; Chromadorea; Rhabditida; Gongylonematidae
Source: the annotation of a GenBank genome assembly
AUGAAUCAAGGCUUUGCAGGUUGUAUUUGGGUGUACGGUCCAAAACAGUACAUACACUUCGAGCGCAAUUACUUCGAACGUCAUUACUGCAACGGCGGCAUCUAUUGGCUUGCGUUUAUCAACGUUACAGUGCACUUGGCUCUUAUUGCACUUGGAUUACUUCUGCUCUCAUGUUUACUCUGUAGUGGAUUAGUGAAGGAAAAUCGACCGCGGCAACAGGAACAAUGA